AACCAUCCCAUAAUAUAAAUUAUCUUCCUAGGCUAGCAGCAACAUUUCUCCCCGGAGGCUCUUAGGGGUGAAACCCAUCCGCCCCUACCGCAGCUCCGAGCAUGGCGAACACGCUCCGAUUGUAUCUGACGUGCAUUCGGAACACCCUGGAGGCUGCAAUGUGCCUGCAGAAUUUCCCUUGUCAAGAAGUUGAAAGACAUAACAAGCCAGAGGUUGAACUAAAGACAAGCCCAGAACUUCUGUUAAAUCCGGUCUUGAUAUGUCGUAAUGAGGCUGAAAAGUGUUUGAUAGAGACAUCCAUCAAUUCUAUCCGUAUAAGCAUGAAGGUAAAGCAGGCAGAUGAGCUUGAGAACAUACUUGCCAAAAAAUUCCUUAGAUUUUUAUCAAUGAGGGCAGAGGCAUUCCAAGUUUUGAGAAGAAAGCCAGUGCAGGGUUAUGAUAUUAGUUUUCUUAUAACAAAUUAUCAUUGCGAGGAUAUGCACAAGCACAAACUAAUAGAUUUCAUUGUGCAAUUUAUGGAGGACAUUGACAAAGAAAUCAGUGAGUUGAAACUAUCAGUAAACACACGAGGACGUCUAGUAGCGACGGAGUUUCUGAAGCAGUUCAUUUGAACUAAUGUUGGGAACUACAGAUAUGUCAUGGGCUAGAAGGUCUUCUUUUAAAUAUGCCACUCGUUAAAUGGUACGGGUUCAUGUUCAGCAUUAAAUUUCUACUUGGCGAUGGCUUGGUUACUGAAGUUUGAGAAUGGAGAAAAUUUGGGAAAAAAAUUAUUAAUAGUGUAUGGCAUUUGGACAGGAUUUCUAUCUGAAAUGGCAUGUUGGUGGAGAACCAUAUAAAAUUGCGUUUAACAACCAUAGUUUUGUGCCAGAUAAUGCAAUUCUUUUAGAACGUCUUUUGUUGUAUCGAUCAAAUUUCAGAUUCCUGAAUGAAUUGCUUGUUUGCCUAUUUUCACCCUCC
Elaeis guineensis (African oil palm) is the source of this 957-nucleotide messenger RNA. RefSeq names its product actin-related protein 2/3 complex subunit 4. Gene Ontology annotation, biological process: actin filament polymerization; Arp2/3 complex-mediated actin nucleation. The record is from RefSeq and is a predicted model, not a curated record. Gene Ontology annotation, molecular function: actin filament binding. NCBI's taxonomy places the organism in Eukaryota, Viridiplantae, Streptophyta, Magnoliopsida, Arecales, Arecaceae. Gene Ontology annotation, cellular component: Arp2/3 protein complex; actin cytoskeleton.